This is a messenger RNA of Durusdinium trenchii, 753 nucleotides long. Lineage: Eukaryota; Dinophyceae; Suessiales; Symbiodiniaceae. The record is from the annotation of a GenBank genome assembly.
AUGGCCUCACUCUAUGGAGAUCUCCCAGAAGCCAGCAUCGUCAACACAGCGCCAAAGGUAGCCGAAACGAAAGUGCAACCUUUGCCAACGCCCACGAAAGACCCCACCAGAGUGAUCUUUUUGGACAUUGAUGGAGUUCUCAGACCUUUGCACAGCAGGCAAGACGCUUUUCAGAACACGCGGACCAUCGAGAUCAACGGAGCCCGGGUGCCAUUGCUGGGAAGCUCCGAAGCCAAAGCAGGCGUGGACUUCUGGCCCAGCGCCAUGCGAGCUCUCAGGUUCAUUGUCCAAAAGACCGAGGCUCGAAUUGUGUUAUCCUCCGAUUGGCGGAAGCAGGAGGUUUUGAAGGAAGGCAUCCAAAGUGCCUUUGAGGAGCACGGAAUCCCAGAUUUGUAUAGCUCAACCCCAGAUUUGGACCAGGCAACUCCGGGCGUGAUCAAGACGCUUCACAGCUCUUUUCGAGAAAAGCGCUGUAAGGAGAUCAGGAAAUGGCUCAAGGCAAAUCCAAAGAUCACCCACUUUUGUGCCAUUGACGAUGUGGAUUUGAGCAUGCCCGACAAGGCUUCGUUGAAAUCACAGGAUUCGGAUGUUUUCUUGGAUCCUGACAAGGAGUUUGUCAAGACGAACCCCGUGGUGGGACUCACCAUGGAGAUUUCCAAGUUGGUGAUCUGCUACCUCAACGGCACAGAGCCCUCGGAGGAGAUCCUCAGCGCGGUCUUCGGUGAACCCACGGGGAUCAUUACAAAAGCUUAG